UGAGGAGAGUUAAGCAAAAAAAGAAGCUAAGGUUCUGAGAAAUGCUCAGUGUGUGUCUAGCACACCACCAGAGCACUUGCACUGAAGAGGACAAGGGCCCAGAGCACCAGCGUCUGAGCGCAGAGAUUGAGCGGCCGCAGGGAGACCUGUUGUAGAAACUGUACAUCAUGAAUGAAAAAGUGGGCCCAAAGAAGUGGAAAUCUGAGAAUCUUCCCGGAGGCCAGUGGAAUCUCCCAAAGCUGUGGCUCUUGACAGUCGUUUGUUUCGAGUUCCUGGCUUGGCAUGGGGUUGACUGCUGGACUUACCAUUAUUCUGCCAAAACCCUACCAUGGGAGAACGCGAGGCGGUUCUGUCGGAAGUACUACACAGAUCUGGUGGCUAUUCAGAACAAGGGAGAGAUUGCGUACCUGGAAAAAACCAUCCCCCACAGCAAGAGCUACUAUUGGAUAGGCAUCCGGAAGAUUGGCGGGGCCUGGACCUGGGUGGGGACCAACAAAUCUCUCUCCAAGGAAGCGGAAAACUGGGGUGACGGGGAGCCCAAUAACAAGAAAACCAAAGAGGAUUGUGUGGAGAUCUACAUCAACAGAACCACCGAUUCGGGCAAAUGGAACGAUGAUUCCUGUCAAAAACCGAAGAGAGCUCUGUGCUAUACUGCCUCUUGUCGAGCUUUGACCUGCAGUGGCCACGGGGAAUGUGUGGAAGUCAUUAAUAAUUACACCUGCAACUGCAACCCCGGGUUCUUCGGGCCACAGUGUCAAUACGUGGUUCAGUGCGAGCCUCCCCUAGUCCCGAUGCUGGGCGCCAUGAACUGCAGCCACCCGCUGGGGAACUUCAGCUUCAGGUCGGAAUGUGCCUUCUCCUGCCUAGCGGGAACCGUCCUGACAGGAAGCGAAGUGACUACUUGUGGAGCAACUGGAAACUGGUCCACCCCGACCCCGACAUGUGAAGGUAUGCCUGCUACAACUCUGGUCCCUCAGGAAACGGCUCUCUAUCUUACAAGCUCUGCCACUUAUUCGCCGCAGCCCAGAGGCAGCACGGCAUCUCUCUUGGGAGGCACAACCAAUGUCACGAACGACUUCAUUCUAGAUCUCGCAAACGGGAUGCACUGCGAUGAAGUAAGGGCCCCAGAGCGGGGCUCCGUGAACUGUUUACACGCCCUGGGAAACUUCAGCAUCCACACCAAGUGCACGUUCAACUGCUCGGAUCCCAGCACUUUAGUGGGUGCCAGUGUGAUCUUCUGCGGGGAGCUGGGGCGAUGGACGGCCCCCGCCCCGACUUGCGAAGCUUUGAAUUUGGUUCUUUCGAGCAUUAAGCGGGGUGAAUACCAACCCAUCUUAAUUCCACUGGGAGUUACGGUUGGAGCAGUAUCUGGAUUGGCAUUUACCAUCUGGCUGGUAAAGCGACUAAAGAAAGGCAAGAAGUCAAAAAGAAGGGAGGACGCGUAUUAAAUCACCGCCGAGGAGAGAAGAUCCCGCCAGCACCAAAGAGCCGCCCGCGGGGAGACCAGGACGGCGUUGACGUUACUGCCCUCACCUCUGGAGUUCGACUGCCGGGGAUGGGGUGAACCGGGCCUGGGCAGUCGUUCCUUCCGCCAAGGGGUCCCGCGCUUAGCCUGCCCCCCCGGGUUGCCACCGAUGCCAUCGCCCACAGAGCCCUUCGCUGUCUGUAGCCUCUGCCGCUGAACCCGUAUCAUAGCCGUAAAGAAAACUCGCCUGACUUCUCAGGGGAAACGAGAAUGUUAAAACAUAAAGAUGCCUGACUGUUC
This is a messenger RNA of Ornithorhynchus anatinus (platypus), 1765 nucleotides long. It is a transcript of the gene SELL, whose product is annotated as selectin L. Gene Ontology annotation, cellular component: external side of plasma membrane; membrane. Gene Ontology annotation, biological process: heterophilic cell-cell adhesion; leukocyte tethering or rolling; response to cytokine. The record is from RefSeq and is a predicted model, not a curated record. Bases 168 to 1448 code for a protein of 426 amino acids. Lineage: Eukaryota; Metazoa; Chordata; Mammalia; Monotremata; Ornithorhynchidae. The transcript has 10 exons. Gene Ontology annotation, molecular function: sialic acid binding; oligosaccharide binding.